AUGUUCUGGGCGUGGUGUGUCGGGCGGAAAUCGAUCAACAGCAUCGAGGACCACAAGUUUCACGCGCUGAUCAAGGAGGCAUACUUUGCCUUCGAAGCCCUAGUACAGCACCCGUUUGGGUUCGUGAGCUUCAUGCACGGACGCUGGCCAGAGAUAUUCUGUAUCGACGGUUGCGCGAAGAUUUGUACGGACGACGUUUCGAGAGAGCAGUUUGACAUUGCUCGGGUGGAGAGAGAUGUGGACGCAAACCUCUACAAUGAGAUGCUGAAGAUGUCCAUGAUUUCCAAGAUGGUUUUCAACGCGCACCUUCGCUGGGUGCUGGAAGCGGCUCCAAUCUUCGGACCAACCCCGGUGGGAUCUCCUGAGGACGGGGAUGCGGGGGAGCUGAUGCGCGCGCUCGGCGACGGCGCCAUUACCGACCUCUCCGACAAGUCCUUUGGUGACCUCAAGAACAUCUACAGGCUCUGCUUUCCCGAUGGAAAGGGAAUCAGCAUGUAUCCAACAAAGGAGCUUCUUGCCCAGUGCCUCCAAAAGCUCUGGGAGUUGGCGGAUGGCGAAGGCGAACGAUGCUUGAAGCUGUUCAUCGGCAAACCGUCGGGGUCAACGGCAGGAGUAGAAGGUCUCUUCACGGGUGAUGGAGUGAUGGCUGCGCACGUCUUCCAGAUCACGGCUGAGAGCCCAGCCGACGCUGUGGACAUGUUGGUACACCUCCCGGUGAGCUAUUGUACUCUUUCAACCAAGACCAUACAUGUCGUGAACCGACGCGAAAUACCGAGUGAGCAUGCCGUGUUCAAGUUGCACAGUGCGAUGCCAUGUGUAGACGAAAUGUGUGGUAAACAGCGUGGUAGCCCCCCCCUGCAACUUCCACGGAGGGAACGUUUGUAGCGAUGUGUUUUUUGGGUUGAAUGUUGUUCGAACGCCUAAGAUGGUCUCCACUUUUUUCCUUUGGCUGGAUUUGUUUUGUCAUUUGCUGUUAGAGCACCUUGUUGGUCAAUGAGCACACCCGUCGCGGGUGGAUACUUAGGUGAGGUCGUAGGAAGAACGUUUUCUAUUCUAAAUAUUGCGUCACUUCCCCCCGACAUGGGAUUUAUGUCGUUUUGAAUAUUCAAGUUGCGUUCGUGGGGCUCGUGGGCUGAGGUGUUUGCCGCGCACCUACGUUUUCUACAUUUUCCACUGUCGUUGGCCCGUCCCUCGAGGCCUUGCGUAUGUGUUAGGCACUCGUGAAGAAAGGUGUGGUAUGUUCGUGCAUGACGUUUCCUUACAUGCUGCAUGCUGUUCCUGUAUUUCCUAUCGUCACUACCAAGGGGGUGCGAGGGGAGCGGGGGGGUGGGGCAGACGAGACUCCGCCACAGCGCGAGAUAGCCGACUUGUCAACCGAGGAGCUUCUCGAUAUAUCCCGUCACCUCAUGGAAACUCUGAGGGUAGCAAUUGGAUCAACGGACGCCGCUGGCUUGACAACGAUGUGCAUGCCUGAGUUUCUUGGCGACGAUGUGCUCUACUACAGUCAAAUCAAUGGGAGGAGUAACAGGCGGGGCGGUAGAUAGCAUGGAGGAAGGUUUGGGCGAGGCUGCUCCGGUUUUGAGAAAAUUGGAGGACGCCGUCAAUCUUUACCACCAGAAGAAGGCGACGUUCAUCACCGACUCGCUCGACGCCGUUGACAACUACUCAUCCGAGCGCGCAUACCGUUUAGUCCAGCCAGGGGUCGGUUUUGGCGU
This is a messenger RNA of Ectocarpus sp. CCAP 1310/34, 1715 nucleotides long. Lineage: Eukaryota; Phaeophyceae; Ectocarpales; Ectocarpaceae. The record is from the annotation of a GenBank genome assembly.